Molecule: messenger RNA, 1458 nt
Organism: Cheilinus undulatus (humphead wrasse)
Lineage: Eukaryota; Metazoa; Chordata; Actinopteri; Labriformes; Labridae
Product: zinc finger protein 771-like
Exons: 4
Coding region: 1-1458 (485 amino acids)
Biological process (GO): regulation of transcription by RNA polymerase II
Cellular component (GO): nucleus
Molecular function (GO): RNA polymerase II cis-regulatory region sequence-specific DNA binding; DNA-binding transcription factor activity, RNA polymerase II-specific
Source: RefSeq, a predicted model, not a curated record
AUGUUUUCAGUGGAGAGGUUUCGAGGUUUCGUCAACGAGCGGCUAACUGCUGCAGCUGAGGAAAUAUGGGACGUUUUUUCAACAGCUGUCGUCGAGUACGAGGCAGAGAUCAACCGUCAGCGCAGAAUGCUGGAUAUCGUUUGGAAACCUCACAUCCACUUACACAGAAUAGAUGUCCCACAUCAGCAGCUCUGUCACCAGGAGAGGAAGUCCAGUCUGGACCAGGAGGAGCCAGAGCCUCCACAGAUUAAAGAGGAGCAGGAGGGAGUGCAGAUCAAACAGGAGGAGACUGACACGUUGAUGCUGACUCCUACUGACGACGAAAGUGAGCACAGAGAAUCAGAUGGACAACAUGAACACCAGCUCCUUUCUCACAACUCUCAUGUUGCUGAGAAUCAAGAUCCCAAAGAGAACCAGCAGAAAGACUCAGAGAUAACUGGAAAAUCAAAACCAAGACAAGAGAGACACAGAAAAAACACAGACGUCCCACAGCAACAUGUGUUUAAGGAGGAGGAGGUUGUGACUGAGCAGCAGCUCUGCCACCAGAAGAGGAAGUCCAGUCUGGACCAGGAGGAGCCAGAGCCUCCACAGAUUAAAGAGGAGCAGGAGGGAGAGCAGCUCAAACAGGAUGAGACUGACACGUUGAUGCUGACUCCUACUCAGGAGGAAAGUGAGCACAGAGAUGCAGAUGGACAACAUGAACUCCAGCUCCUUUCUCACAACUCUCAUGUUGCUGAGAAUCAAAAUCCCAAAGAGAACAAGCAGACAGACUCAGAGAGGUUGUAUUCAUGUAAAGUAUGUGGAAAAGGGUUCAAAUAUAACUGUAUAUUUAAACAACACAUGAGAACACACACAAGUGAGAAGCCUUUCUCCUGCAGCAUCUGUGGAAAAAGAUUCUGUGUGAAAUCAAAUUUAAAUCAACACAUUUUUACUCACACAGGGACAAAGCAGCACACUUGUGGUACCUGUGGAAGAUCAUUCACACAGAAAGGUUCUUUAAAAUAUCACUUAAAAAUCCAUACAGGUGAAAAACCACAUACCUGCACAAUUUGCAACAAAUCUUUUAGACGUACAGGUGAUUUGACAGCCCACAUGAGAACACACACAGGUGAGAAGGCUUACUCCUGCAGCACCUGUGGAAAAAGAUUUUGCCAACAGUCAGAUAUGAAUAAACACAUUCGUACUCACACAGGGGAGAAGCCGUACACCUGUGAUACCUGUGGAAGAUCAUUCACACAGAAAAUUACUUUGGAUAUGCACAUGAGAGCACACACAGGUGAGAAGCCUUACUCCUGCAUCACCUGUGGAAAAAGAUUCAGUCAGAAAUCACAUUUGAAUGGUCACAUUCGUACUCACACAGGUAUCAAGCCGUACACAUGUGAUUCCUGUGGAAGAUCAUUUACCAGGAAACAUCAUUUGGACAGGCACCUAAAGAUCCAUGCAGACAAUAAUGUGUAA